This is a messenger RNA of Helicoverpa armigera (cotton bollworm), 1197 nucleotides long. It is a transcript of the gene GXIVsPLA2, whose product is annotated as group XIIA secretory phospholipase A2. NCBI's taxonomy places the organism in Eukaryota, Metazoa, Arthropoda, Insecta, Lepidoptera, Noctuidae. Gene Ontology annotation, biological process: arachidonate secretion; phospholipid metabolic process; lipid catabolic process. The record is from RefSeq and is a predicted model, not a curated record. Gene Ontology annotation, cellular component: extracellular region. Gene Ontology annotation, molecular function: calcium ion binding; A2-type glycerophospholipase activity. The coding region runs from base 159 to 782 and encodes 207 amino acids. The transcript has 3 exons.
CUCAAAUAAUGACGUUUUUGACAUUGUUUUGGUCGUAAUCCAAGAAUAUCCCAUGAUAUAAAUAUUACGUGUACUCUAAGCACUGGGUAAAAAAGAUACUGAAUGCUUUAGCUGAAAAUGUUUAUAUUUCUUAAAAGCUCAUCAAUACUUAGUUAAACAUGGAGAUUCCAUAUAGAAAGAUUGCGAUUUACGUAUUAACAUUCGUAGCCUAUGCUUACACUGGCAUGGGCUCGAGUAUGUUACGAAACUUAAAAGAUGCAGUUUUAUCGGCUGAGUCUGUGUUUGGAGACAUGUUUAAGAAUGCUAUUACUGUAGCCGAGAAGUUCAGAUCUCUACAUGAAGUCUUCGACGCAGCUGUGGAAGAGAACUGCAUAUUUAGUUGCCCUGAAGGAUCGAAACCAGUUCGCAACAGAAACCACAUUCCUUCAUCUGAUGGCUGCGGCUCUCUUGGCUUUGAAAUUGCAUCAGAAUACUUGCCGCUCGAAGAAAUGACAAAAUGUUGUGAUUCCCAUGAUAUUUGCUACGAUACUUGUAACAGUGGGAAAGAGGCUUGUGAUCUUGAGUUCAAAAGGUGCCUCUACAACUACUGUGAUAGUUACAAGUCAGUAAAUGUAGCAGGAGAUACAAUUACAAAAGGUUGCAAAGGAGCAGCAAAAUUACUAUUCACUGGCACUCUAACACUUGGUUGUAAGUCCUAUUUGGAUGCACAGAAAAACGCAUGCUACUGUCCACCAGUAAAAAAUAAUAAAUAUAAGAAAUACCCAGGAAAUGGAGAUUUAUAAUCAGGCUUCUGUUUUGCUGUUUGAUUGUCCUUAGUUUACCAAAGAAUGUGGCUAAAAGCUUUUGUGAUACAUAUUUAUUCAAAUUUAAUUUAAAAAUCUUUGAGUAGGACACGUUACAUGCUUAUAUGGACAGCACCUUGUCUACCCACAGAUACCUAAAAGUUUCUGCACAACAACUUGUGCUAUGUUCCAUAAAGAGUUUGGUUACCACUGGAUUAAUGAAAUGAAAAUGGAAAAUGAAGAAUGUUGAUUUGGAUAAUUUUAAUAAUUCCAAAACUUGAUUGGCAACAGGUGUUAUAGGUUGGGUCCUUAUGAAGUAGGUAUUAAAACUAGUUUUAAGUAUAAUAUCAAAGUGAUUUAACAUGUACUUUGUUUAUACCUUUUUUAUAUGAAAAAAUAAAAGUUGGUUUGUUUA